AUGCCAGAAAUUAUUAGAUUUAAUCCCAAUAAACAACACUAUGGCACCACCACUUUGAUAACUGGUUAUGCACUUUGCUCAAGCUUACUCGCAGUAAUCAAUAAAUUCGCCAUUACCAAAUUCAAUUACCCAGCUUUAUUAACAGCAUUACAAUACUUAACUUCAUCAUUUGGUGUUUGGGUUUUAGCCAAAUUCAAUCUUUUACACCAUGAUCCCUUCAAAUUCCCCAUAGCCAAAAAAUUCUUCCCUGCCGCCAUUGUUUUUUACCUCGCUAUCUUCGCUAACACCAACCUUUUACGCCACGCCAAUGUCGAGACAUCCAUUGUGUUCCGAUCUUUAACACCCCUUUUGGUCGCCGUCACCGAUACGGCCUUUAGAAAGCAACCGUACCCGGCAAAACUGACAUUCGUGUCUUUGUUCAUCAUUUUAGGCGGCGCCGUCGGGUACGUCGUGACGGAUAAGGGGUUCACUUUGGUUGCGUAUUUAUGGGCGUUUGUUUAUUCGAUGACGAUAACUGUCGAGAUGGUUUACGUUAAACAUAUGGUGAUGAACCUUGGGUUGAAUACUUGGGGGUUUGUGUUUUACAAUAACUUAUUGUCGUUGAUGAUAGCACCCUUUUUUUGGGUUUUGAGUGGGGAAUGCGGUGAGCUUUUCUCCUCCGAGAGUGGCGGCUGGGAUCGGUUAGAACCGGUGGCGUUUGUUGCUGUGUGUUUGUCUUGUUUAUUUGGUUUGCUUAUUAGUUUCUUUGGAUUUGCAGCUAGGAAAGCAAUCUCUGCGACUGCAUUUACUGUCACCGGUGUGGUUAAUAAGUUUCUUACUGUUUUGAUCAAUGUAUUGAUUUGGGAUAAACAUGCUACUCCAAUUGGCUUGGUUUGUCUCCUUUUCACAUUGGCAGGUGGGGUUCUUUAUCAGCAAUCCGUUACCAGUCCGAAACCAGUAGCAUCGGUCCUGGCGCGACGAUAA
Molecule: messenger RNA, 963 nt
Organism: Gossypium raimondii (Peruvian cotton)
Lineage: Eukaryota; Viridiplantae; Streptophyta; Magnoliopsida; Malvales; Malvaceae
Product: GDP-fucose transporter 1
Exons: 1
Coding region: 1-963 (320 amino acids)
Cellular component (GO): Golgi apparatus
Molecular function (GO): antiporter activity; GDP-fucose transmembrane transporter activity
Source: RefSeq, a predicted model, not a curated record